UUUCAUCCUCGCCCGUUACGGCGCCAGCGCGAUCAAUAUGAACGUUUAGCGCGUGUAAGGAAAUUCAACGUCUGUCCUCCCAACAAAUUUAACGCGGACAUGAGCCAACCAGUGGAAUCGGCAAACCGGAAUGGGACCAGUCACAGGCGGAGUGCGCCGACCGAUGGGAAGCAGCACAGGAGUGACAUGGCACAGCAGGCACGCGUGCGGCAGCGGAAGGAACCCCCAGGCUUGAAGAAUGCAGCAGCACCAGUCUUUGCCGAGCCCAAACUUCCAAAUUUCGCGGGUGUCACUAUAAGAAGCAAGAGGCAGUUUCCAGAGAAGCUCGAUGAGCUCAAGCACGAGCUGUUCUGCGAUGGCAGCAAGGGCGACAGGCAGAAGAAAGUCACACCAAGCCCGGCGUCACGACCUGCUUCGAUGUCGUCGCUGACAUCUUUUGCUCCAUCUAUGGGAAUGAACCACCAGGUCAAGUCGGUUGCUUUGGAACCGGUUACCUUUGGUCUCUUUGUGGACGACUCGAAGGUGUCCUGGGACUUUGUUCCUUAUCCUCGGUCGUCGAGGGACCCGAAGACUGAGCCCAUCGGGGCUCUACCUCUGUCGACGCAAGAGUACAAGCUACUCGAAGACCUGAUCUAUGUCAUGCUGGGGGUCGAUGCCAUCUACAUCCGGUCUCAACCACUACAGAGCCCCCAUGCGGAGCGAACGUUUACGAUCGACGAAUCAGCAGACCCUUCGCUGAAAGAGAUGGUGAAGAAGAUUCUUCCUCUUUGUAGCCACUACUCAACGGUUGUCCGGUUCAUAGAAGAGAAGCAGGAUCACGGCCAGGGCAUGGUGAACCAGGCGCUGGCCGCAGCCAUGAGGGACCUGCUGGACGACUACCUGGUCCUGGUCACCCAGCUGGAGCACAAGCUGGUCAACCAGGGGGCGUUGACCCUGCCCAAGGCCUGGUUCUACGUCCAGCCUUCCCUGGCUUACAUGAACGUGCUGGCCACGUGCGCGCAGGCUGUCUGGGCGGGGCAGUGUUACGGAGGCAAGACGCUAGGCAUGUUGCACAAGCAAGCCACAUCAUUGACUGGUGACACCAAAGCGAGAGACAUCUGCCUGUUCCUUGCCAAAGCGGCAUCUGUACCAUAUUUCAACAUGCUAGAGAGUUGGGUCUACAGAGGGUGCAUCAACGACCCAUUCAAGGAGUUCCUGGUGGGAGACAAGAGCCUGGUGAAAAAGGAGGACAUGUUCAUCGACAACACCGACAACUACUGGAAUAGCCGAUAUGCUCUGCGCUCCGAGAUGAUUCCCGGCUUCCUGCGGACACUAAAGGACCGCAUCCUCAACACGGGCAAAUACCAAAACGUCAUCCUCCAGUGUGGCCAGAGGCCGGCAUCGUGCUCGGGUGAUGACCGGCUGUGCUACUCGCUGGAUGAACGCGAGUACAUCGAGAAGAUUGACAUCGUGUACCACAAGGCGAGCCGCAUGCUCCUCAACCUGCUCAUGGACAAAGUGGACCUCAUGGGACGCCUCAGGUCGGUGAAGCACUUCUUCCUGAUGGACCAGGGUGACUUUGUGGUCCAGUUCAUGGACAUGGCAGAGGAGGAGCUCGGCCAGAACAUCGACGACAUUGUGCCCACCCGCCUGGAGCUGCUACUGCAGCUGGCCGUCUCUACCAGCUCGGUUGGCAACGACCGGUACAAGGACUGUGUCAAGCACCAGAUCUUGGAGAGCAACCUCGCCUCCCAGAUGGAGAAGCUAAUGGGUGACGAACCUGACAAAAAAACCGAGACAUGUAUGGUCGUCGGCCACGAAGCAUUCACGCUCAACUACGACGUCGAGUGGCCCCUCAACCUCGUCAUCACUACCACGAGCCUGGGCUGCUACCAGAUGGUCUUCAGGUAUCUCUUCUACCUCACACACGUCGAGCGCAUGCUCUCCAAGGUUUGGGUGCGAGACAAGGCCGCCAAGCAGCGGUCGGCGGCAUACCCCGUCGUUGCGUUUGGGCUGCGCCAGCGAAUGAUGCACUUUGUCAAGAACCUGCAGUACUUUGUCACUGUCGAGGUCAUCGAACCCUGCUGGCAUGUGUUUCAGGACCGUAUGCAAAAGGUCCAGACGAUAGAUGAAGUGCUUGAGCUGCACACGGACCUGACAGCGUCGUUUGUCGACUUGUGCAUGCUGACCAACAACGAUGUCUUCCAGCUCAUCCAUGACACUUUGCAGCAGUGCCUUCAGUUUAGCUCCUUCAUGCUGGGUGAUACUAAAGGGGAGAACUUUGAGGAACGGGUGAACCACUUCCAGCACGUGUUCCACAACCAGUUGAGCUCGCUACGCAAGAAGCUGCUGGAAGGCGGUGCGGCAUCGCACUCCACCCACGAGAUAAACCUUGCUGAAAUGCUUCAUCGAUUGCUUUCAUGGUACGGUCCGCGCGGCCGUGCCAGCGUACGUUUGAUCGGUCCGCCGCCGGAGCCCUUUCAUCACGGUCCCUAAUGGUUGGACACAGAUGGACAAGGAGGAUCGAUUUCAACAGAUUCUACUCGAGUACUCCAGAGUAACUGACAAGAGCCUAGAGGAACCUUGGCAAGCCCGCAAGCAACUUGUCCGGCUGGCUGCAGUGCGACCAAAGGAGUGGCUUCCAUGCUUUGAAUGCAAGCUCUCUAGACAAACAUGUUCGCCAUGCCAACUUUCUGUUGUGCGAUAACUGCUACUUACUGCCGUCGGCUUGUAACCUCAAAUUGGCAAGUCGCCAAUUCUCUGUUUGUCACUUUUUUGUGGCUUGCAAGCCGAGAUGCUGUCUGUGCAAGGCAUGUCGACGUAUAUGUGGGAAUGGGAACUCUGACUGUGAGCUGCAGUAGUGGAAGCACUCGUUGAAAUGAUUGCAACAUCUCGCUCAUUGAAAAUGGUGUUGAAAGGGAGUCGAGAGAAUGUGAACCCUGUGGGUUAUGGUAACAGAGCCAAACGGCAUGCUGGGUGGCCGAGAUUAACUAGCGAUUGUGACGCUAGGAGAUGCAUUGUAUAUUAUGCUUCUCUAGCAGCAUGCGUUUUCUUUUGCCAAGGUGUUACAAUGCAGUUUGUUGUUCCCUGAUGCCAGUGACCUCUUGUCACGGUUCUGUUUGUUGAUAGCGUACGCUGGUAAUGCGAAAAAUGUUGGCUGCAUGCAAGCUGGCAUCCAAUGUGACACAGAGUGAUUGUGACAUGGAGUGGGUGCUGGUGCACCCAAAUAUAUCAUUGUGGACGUAAGUAUGCCCUUUGUAUUGCAUUUAUUCUUUUUUUUUUGUAUCCUGCUGUGCACACAACUUAACAGCUACGUUAGUCAGGAGGUUUGAUUUUUGUUUUCUGUAUUUUUGCAUUAAGCUGAGCUGGUGUCAUUAUAGUUAUGAACAUUGAAGUGCCAUUUGAAGGAAGCAGCACCAGCUGUGUUACAUAAGCUUGUUGACUGAUUGAAUCUCAGUGUUGAGGCGUCUGGUGUCUUGCUCUUGAUUUGUUCACGCCAAUACUAAUUCAUUUAAAUGGAGUGAGUCAUUUUAGAAAACUGAUUUUGAAUGUUCUUUGUAAUUCAAUGUUGCUUUGGAAUUGAAUAGUUUACCUUUUAUUUGUUAAUGCUCAGUAGUAACCAGGUCUUAACAAGGUUUUAAUAUCAGUCCUUUUGCACUUGUAGGCUUGUGCUUGCUUCUGAACUUGCUGCAUAAUUGUCCUAAUUUCACAGCCAAAGCCAGCAGUCACUAGCACCAAAGAAAGGAAAGGGUUAUCUUAUCAGUUGCAUUAAAAAUUUUUUUUAGUGUUAUUACCGGCCGGCAGACCUUUCUCGUUCAUUCUGCUCAUGUCGUAUUCCAUUUGUAGCUCUGAUGUUCAAUGUACCGCCAGUUUUUUUUUUCUUUUCUUCUGCACAGGUGAUUUAAAAGAACUGUCUGAGGCAGAAAGCACAACUAUGUGCCUUCAGGCAGAUUGCUUGAAAGAGGUGGACAUUUCUUGUACAUAGAACAAAUCGUAGUGUUCACUUAGCUAAUUGAGAGAACUGAGAGAAUUUCCUGCGACCGCAACGGAAACAUUAAAGUGGGGUUGCAAUGCAUGAGCGCUCGUCUACCAUGUUUUGGGUGCAUUUGAAGGAACCCCAGGUGCUCAAAUUAAUCAGGAACCCUCCACAACAGCUUAUCUCAACUCGUGUUUUGCUUUGGGUACAUUGAAACCCAACAAUCAAUCAUUCAAACAAGCUAGGUGAUAGUAAAUGUGUGAAUUUAUUAGUAAUUCCGAGGCUAGUAUCACUUUUGGAAUAUCAAUAUUCAGUAUAUGCUAUAACAUCAUUGGCAUUCUCUUAGCUGUGUCCCACAGUGUGUGACGGAGGCUUUUUAGGAAGGAAAAUGUUAAGCGGGAUGGUGGUGUACUUUGUAGCUCAUUUUUGGGGACUCCUAUGGCAAGUUCAAAGUUCGAGUGGGAAAACUGUUAAGUGAACAUUGCAAUUCUUUAUGCAAAAAAUGUCUGCAACUUUAGGUAACGUUUGGUACAAUCCGGCAAUACCUGGCUUGACUAGUGGUGAGCCCGCAGUCCUGUUGCACAUUAGUUCACAUCACUUGUGGGAGCUUAUGCAAAACAUGAGAAAAUACAGUGGUUGACAAAAAAAGAAACAGUGCAUUUGUUAGUGUACUUCAGGCUGCACAUUCUUUAUGAUUUCUAGAAAUUGAAGUUGUGAAAUUAUGGUAUCUUCCACGGACAGUUUUUGAAGAUCCAUUUGGAAUAAGAAAUUGUCAGCAGUAUGUUGUCAACAAAACAUCACUCCGUUAUCUGCACAAAAUCAAAUGGUAUUACCGUUAGUUGCCCUUUUCCCUGUUACGCAUGUUGUCUUUAUUACAUCUCAAUGUGUGCCAUCUCGACCAAUCGUCUUCAGGUCGGCUGCUCUGGUAGAGGCAGGCAGCCUGUUAUCUAGUGAUAUGUUUUAGUGGGCAUUUGAUGCGUACGCCAUACAUUUGAUCUCGUUGUCCCUUGGGCAGAGUCAGAACCGUUUCAAGGAACUUGCACUGUGUGGUAUUCCAAGUGGGUAUUGUUGAAUGUACAGCUCAUUGCGAUCCUUUUAUUAUAAUAAACAUACCACAAGGAU
Molecule: messenger RNA, 5077 nt
Organism: Dermacentor silvarum
Lineage: Eukaryota; Metazoa; Arthropoda; Arachnida; Ixodida; Ixodidae
Product: gamma-tubulin complex component 2
Exons: 24
Coding region: 100-2475 (791 amino acids)
Biological process (GO): microtubule nucleation; cytoplasmic microtubule organization; meiotic cell cycle
Cellular component (GO): equatorial microtubule organizing center; spindle pole; gamma-tubulin small complex
Molecular function (GO): microtubule minus-end binding; gamma-tubulin binding
Source: RefSeq, a predicted model, not a curated record